Fusarium musae is the source of this 333-nucleotide messenger RNA. RefSeq lists its product as uncharacterized. Bases 1 to 333 code for a protein of 110 amino acids. Lineage: Eukaryota; Fungi; Ascomycota; Sordariomycetes; Hypocreales; Nectriaceae. The transcript has 2 exons. The record is from RefSeq and is a predicted model, not a curated record.
AUGAAGUUUACUAUCAUCGCUGCUCUCGCAGUCCUGUCAGGAGUCCACGCCGCCGACUCUGCAUCUACAACAAUUACCUGCAGCUCUUGUCCCUCGGCCGUAACGACCCCUGAUAUCGUCACACGAUCCGCUCUCCCUACCACAUCCUGCACCGAGAAGCCUCUGGCUGUUGUGUCAAUGAACAAGGGCGACAGUGGAGCUGCUGCACCUACUGGCUCUGGUGCUGCUUCUACCCCUACAGCUCAGGUCCCCGUGUCUGGAGCUAGUAUCAAGAAGGGUAGCGUUGGUGGAAUGGCUGCGGCGGCUGUGUUGAUGGCUGUUUAUAUGCUUUAG